Aspergillus nidulans FGSC A4 is the source of this 999-nucleotide messenger RNA. Its product is annotated as putative SNARE protein (Ufe1). Lineage: Eukaryota; Fungi; Ascomycota; Eurotiomycetes; Eurotiales; Aspergillaceae. The transcript has 3 exons. Bases 1 to 999 code for a protein of 332 amino acids. The record is from RefSeq and is a predicted model, not a curated record. Gene Ontology annotation, biological process: membrane fusion. Gene Ontology annotation, cellular component: membrane.
AUGACAGACCUCACACCGCUAUUUACCGAGCUUCUUCACAAACAGGAUGAAUACAUCUCUCUGUCCCGACCCCUGACCACCCAAACCGCCGAUGAAUUCCUCAAAGAAGCCUACCGCAUUAACACCCAUAUCUCCUCCCUCCUUUCGCACCUGCACAAAAUACGCCCAUCGUUUUUAAGCAUUUCAACGCACGCAUCCGGCAAAUCUACACACCGCAGCUCCCCCUCGACCACCACCACCAAAGGCAAAGACACAAUCCUCUCCCCCGACGAACUCGACGCAGUCACCUCCUCAACCUCCUCCCUCCUCCACACACUCUCCUCCUCAAUCUCAAACCUCUCCUCCGCGGAGUCCCUUCGCCAAGAAACACACUCGACCCUUCUCGACAAGAAAUACAAUCGCAAGCGCUCGCGCGCCUCGAAUCUUCUUUUCCAAUGGGCAUCCGGCUCAUCCGCGUUAGCAGAAAGCGAAGAUGCAGGAAAGAAACCCGAGCAAAUCAUUGAAGAACAGAUCGAAAACAACACCAAGGCCGUCCGUGAAAGUGUCCUCUGGUUUCUGAGACGUCGGCUGGAAGGCACGAUCGAGAUGCAGCGGGAUAUGGUGGAGAAGAGGAUUGAGAGGGCGCGAGAGCGGGAGAAGAGCGUUCUUUACAAGAACUCUGCCUCGGCUUCAACCUCUGCCGCUGGCACUCUCGCUGGAAGUACUCGUAGUGGUGUUGCAGGACGAGGAAGAGGGGUCUCGGUUUCCGCCCCAUCAAACUACCCCGAUGCCGCGCUGGAAAUGGCAGAUACAGUUGGUGUUGGUGCGAAAGGGAACACGCUUGAUGCGUCCGAAGUUGCGGCUAUAGAAGCAGAGCUUACGCCCGAACAACUGCAGCUUUUCGCGGAGGAGAACGAUUCCAUGGUGCGGUAUUAUGAGGAUACUCUGAGUAAAGUCCAAUGCAUCGAAUACAGAGACGAAUAUCGGGCGCGCGAACAAAGAGUUGAAGCGUGCGAGUGA